AAUGCAAAGAGAAAGAAAAAAAAAGCAUUUGCAGAUUGCAGAGUAAUCGAGGCGGUUUUCUUUUCUUCUCUCAUCGCAAUCAUCUUCGUACGGCUCUUAUAUAUCCAUAAGUUGAUCUUUAUCUUUCUUUCUUUCGUUCUUCAGAUUUCAUCUGUUAGUAUAACUUGAUUGUUUCGUCUGUCAACGAUCUGUAGUCGUUAAAAUUGGUACGUCGUAGAGAGGAACACGGUACUGGUCCGAUCGAGAUUUGUUUGGUUUAAUCGCGAUUGUGUUUGAUGUUAGUUGAUUGGAGGGUUUCUUCUUCUUAUGUACAUGUUAUGGGUUCUGAACGUUCUCUCUUUUAUCAGUUUUAUUUAUUUAUGUAUAUAAAAAUAUUCGUUAAUAUAACAUGUCUGUCAGAAACGGUAUCAUCUCACCUACAUACAUAUUCAUGGCUGACAAAGAGGAAGCAUCAUCAGGAGGUGAAAACACUACACGUGGAACUGAUUGGGAAGUUGUUUCACUCACUGCCUCUGCUUAUGCUGCUUCUCCUGGUCCUAAAGUACAUGAUGAUGAUGUUACUACUACUACUACUCCUUCCGAAGCAGAGACCUCUCAUCCUCUCUACAUGUCUGGCCACUUUGUUUUCCCACCCACGGAACCUCCUAGUGCACUAGAUAAUAAUAAUAAUAAGGCAAACAAGAAGAUUGAUUCUGAUUUCUCUCUGGAACCACAAGUUGGUGGAGAUUUGUCUCUGGAACCAGAUGAGUUUUUAGGACAUCAUGCCUUUUUGGACGAGGAGAAAGGCAAAAGAGAUGAAAGAAACAUUUACAAGACUUGUCUGCAAGAUGAACAGAGCAGCGUCACCCCACCUGAACAACUGGAAGAUGAUGAUGUCGCAGCUAACUCAUCCCCAUGGUGGAAAAGAAGCGCCGCUUCUUUCAUUUCGCAGGCGAAAGAAACCAAAACUGUUUGGUCCAUUUUCAUAGCUGCAGCUGUGAUGGGAGUUGUGGUUCUUGGCAAGCGUUGGCAACAUGAGAGGUGGCAGCUUAACUGGGAAUCAACCAUUGCUAACAACGAGACGUUUUUUCUUCAGAAAGCUGGAAGACUGAUGGGACCCAUCUCUCGACUGAAACAAGCAUUUGUUGGGGGACAGCAACGGGAUUCAUUCAUACGUUCCCAAAACGACAGUUAAAACCGAAAGGUGAUUUGCUUUGUUGAUGAUGACAGAUACAAACUGUAAGAGUAUGUGACUCUUUGUGUCCGAAUGUAAGAAUGGAUUGUAAGUAAAAUCUAUGGGUGUCUCUUUUAUUAAUGUUUCGGUCUGGUUUGUGAUGUGUGUACAUAUAUGGCUUUCUGUUUGUUCUCAAGUGCACGCUUUUACUUCUU
Molecule: messenger RNA, 1368 nt
Organism: Raphanus sativus (radish)
Lineage: Eukaryota; Viridiplantae; Streptophyta; Magnoliopsida; Brassicales; Brassicaceae
Product: ATG8-interacting protein 2
Exons: 2
Coding region: 389-1174 (261 amino acids)
Cellular component (GO): intracellular membrane-bounded organelle
Source: RefSeq, a predicted model, not a curated record